This is a messenger RNA of Penicillium brevicompactum, 3567 nucleotides long. Its product is annotated as putative kinesin family protein (BimC). The transcript is spliced from 3 exons. NCBI's taxonomy places the organism in Eukaryota, Fungi, Ascomycota, Eurotiomycetes, Eurotiales, Aspergillaceae. Gene Ontology annotation, molecular function: plus-end-directed microtubule motor activity; ATP binding; microtubule binding. The coding region runs from base 1 to 3567 and encodes 1188 amino acids. Gene Ontology annotation, cellular component: spindle microtubule; nucleus. The record is from RefSeq and is a predicted model, not a curated record. Gene Ontology annotation, biological process: microtubule-based movement; mitotic spindle assembly.
AUGCCUGGCCCAGCAAGGCCUCCCUCUACCCUUCCUGCCACGAGGAGGUCGGGUUUGCGACAGCCAGUUCGACGGGCGGGCUCAGCGGUCCCAGAGCGCCAUGCGUCGCCAGCGAUAUCUACGCCCUCUGUGCGAUCAUCUACCAUGAGCUCAGCGCGCGCGCCACCAAGAAGCCCAGAGAAGCUAAACCCUGCGACGAAACGAAAAGAGAAGGACUACGAGCGAGGCGUCAACGAAGACACAAGCAUUCACGUGGUGGUCCGCUGUCGUGGGCGCAGUGAUCGCGAGAUCAAGGAUAACAAUGGCGUUGUCCUGUCAACCCCAGAAGGUGUGAAGGGCAAGACUCUCGAUCUGUCGAUGGGUCCAAACGCGGUUUCAAACAAAACGUACGCUUUCGAUAAAGUUUUCUCUCCAGCGGCCGAUCAAACCACCGUGUUUGAUGAUGUGGUGACACCCACUCUAGACGAGAUGCUAGCAGGUUACAAUUGUACGAUUUUCGCAUACGGACAGACCGGAACUGGAAAGACCUACACCAUGUCAGGAGACAUGAAUGAUACACUAGGCAUAUUAUCUGAUGAUGCGGGAAUCAUUCCGCGCACACUUUACUCCCUGUUUCAAAAACUAGAGGGUACCGAAAGUACAGUGAAGUGCUCAUUCAUUGAACUUUAUAACGAGGAACUGCGCGAUCUACUGUCUUACGAUGACAGCACGAAACUGAAAAUUUUCGAGAACGAAAAGAAAGGAGGGCACAGCGUGAUGGUCCAAGGCAUGGAAGAGACUUAUAUUGACUCUGCUUCCACGGGUAUCCGACUAUUGCAAACCGGCAGUCACAAGCGUCAAGUUGCUGCGACAAAAUGCAACGACUUGAGUUCUCGAAGUCACACAGUUUUCACGAUCACCGUCCUCACUAAACGUACGACUGAGUCUGGUGAGGACAACAUCAGCACGGGAAAGUUGAACCUGGUUGAUUUGGCUGGUAGUGAGAACAUCGGGAGAAGCGGUGCUGAGAACAAGCGCGCGGCAGAAGCUGGUCUUAUCAACAAGAGUCUGCUCACUCUUGGGAGGGUUAUCAAUGCGCUGGUGGACAAAAGCUCGCACAUUCCCUACCGAGAGUCAAAGCUCACGAGACUGCUCCAAGAUUCACUAGGAGGCCAAACAAAAACUUGCAUUAUCGCCACAGUCUCCCCCGCGCGGAACAACCUUGAAGAGACUAUUUCUACCCUUGACUAUGCCUUCCGAGCAAAGAACAUCCGCAAUAAACCACAAAUCAACUCAACCAUAUCCAAGAACAAGCUUCUUCGUGAUAUCGGAAUGGAAAUUCAAAAACUCAAGAGUGAGCUCAUCGCCACACGGCAUCGCAAUGGUGUAUACAUGACACCCGACGCCCACGAAGAGAUGACUAUGGAAAUUGAGUCACGACGUAUAGUUAACGAAGAGCAACGUGCCAAGAUCGAGUCUAUGGAAUCGAGUCUCAAACACAAAGUGUCUGAACUACUUUCUAUCACUGGAAACUUCAAUUCACUGAAGCAUGACAAUGAGGAGACACAGUCUAAGCUGAACGACACAAAAGAGGUUCUUAACGAGACUGAAAAGUUCUGGAAAGAAACUCAGGACAAGCUGGACGAGGAGAAGGCCGUCCGGAAGGCCCACCAAAGCACUGAAAAGCAGCUCCGCCAGAUUGGUGCUGGCCUCGUCUCGACACUGAAUGGCACCGUCCAAGACGUGAAUGGGCUUCAUGCAAAAUUGGAUCGCAAGGAUAGCUUGGAAACACACAACCGUCAAACCUGGCAAACUUCGACUGGCGAGGUCUCAGAUGUGACACAGCAAAUCGAUGCUCGAAUGGAGGUCUUCCAGAACCAGCAUGCCAAAUUAUUGGAGGAUAUGUCGGGCAAGAUCCAUGAAUUUGUCGACCACGAGCUGAGCACCGUGAAGUCCACUCGCACAACACUCCGAGAUCUGGGUACUUCAUUUGACAAGGUGGAAGCAGAAGCCAAGAACAACACAUCUACCGCUCAUGACGACAUGAACCACGUUUUGGAGGAAAUCAAAGAUCUGCGUGAAGAAGUCAAAUCCAAAGUUGGUGAAGGUCUGAAUGGCUUGUCCGCCGCUGCGGCUCGAAUUUCUAAGGAGGUCAUUGGAGAGUUCUCUGAGUUCCACUCUCAACUGCAUACCUCAUACAGCACGCUCGGUAGAGAUUUCAAGUCCAUGUUUGACAACAUGGCAAAACACCUCGAUGAGCAGAAGUCGGAAGUCAACAAAUUACGUCUGGAGUUGCAGGCAGCUAACCGCCAGACGGUGGAGGCCAACAGAAAGGCUUCGUCCAAUCUCGCUCAGGUCUUGGAUGAAGAACAGGCCAGCGCACAAGCAGAACGUGAUACUCUCAUGUCUCAUAUUCGAGGACUACUUGAUGACUCAACAAAACGACAGAAUUACCGCCUCAAAGGCAAAUUCGACACCCUUCGCAAUGACAUCUCGACAUCAGGUGACUCGCUUGAGCAUGCCACUGCUCAACAUGAUAGGCAUAUUGAUGAAUGGAUCUUCAAGGAGGAACAGUUCGCCAAAGACAUUGCCGCUUCCAAGGAUGAGAUCAAGACUCGCAUGCAGAACGAUUGGGAGAUAUUCGACCAGCGCAACCUGUCGAUCCAUCGGGCAACCGAGUCUGUGCAUCAGGAGACUGUGCGUAUAGUGGACGCUCAAAUGAGUGACAUGGGUACACAGAUGGCAGCAUUGGAUGACUUCGUCGCCAAGGCCCGUUCACAAAACGGUCGUUUCCACGAGUCACACAUCGGCAGCCUCGAUGUCAUGGCAGAAAAUGUCCGCGAAUCUCGCACGAAUGUCUAUGGUCAACUAGAUGGACUAGCUGGGCGCGUUGAGCAACUCCAAGGUGACGUGGAAACACGCACUGCAAACCUUGCGCAAAGCAUGGUACCUCUACACACCGAGGUUCGCAAGCCGCUCACAGCCAUGCGCUCCCAGAUCCAGUCCCAUCCCAUGAAGGAGUAUGUUUCCACUGGCAUCACACCACAGAAGCGUCGCUACGAAUAUCCCUCCGAAUUGCCCCAGACCGAGCCCCACGAUGGUCUACGCUCUCGACACCGCACAUCCAAGCAGUUCACUGCUCUGCCAUUUAGUGAAGAAGAUCAACAGGAUUCACUCUUGCCUAAUUCCCCUCAAAUGCCUUCGCCGGCUAAGAAAUUUGUUUAUAACGAUACCCCGGAAGAGGUAGGCCACCCUCUUCCAUUCGCUACUACACCCUCCAACACCGGUCUUAGAGAAGUCAACCCAAACGUCGCCAGACCGGCCGUGUCUGAUCUCGAAGAUAUUCCCAACAAAGCCGAAACCCCCACGUUGACAUCCGCCGUGGACCUCGAUGAGACUCCCGAGAAGGUAGAAUCCGAGCAGCCUUCCCGAAAACGCCGUCGCUCCAACUCAGCUAUCCCUGCUGAGAGCAAAUUACCCAAAACCUUGCUUUCCAAAAAGAUGACUGGUGUGAUGGAAGGUCGUGAAAAUCUCCACCCCUCUGCGGCUGGAGGCCGGAGGUUCAGAAACCGCUCCGAUCAAACGUGA